AUGGCAACUGUCACUACCACCCGCCAGCCAACGACACGCCGCAAGAAGGACCAGCGCAGCGACAUCUGGUCCAACCUCCUCCGCCAGACACGCGAAGCCCAGGCACGAUCGCGGACACAGGCAGUCCAGCACCGAGAACUCAUCGUAUGUGGUGCCUCGCCGGAUGACCAGCGUCAACUCUUGCAGGCCAUCACACGUCCACCACCUCCACAGCCGCCAUCACGAGGCAACGAACGACGCCAGCAGAGACCUAGGGGUGACUUGCGCUUGAGCAACAAGUACGCAUAUGGCUACGGACAUGUCACCCUGUACUCUCCACCGCAGCAGAGUGGGAGCGGUAUUGCUGCACUGGGCUCGGAUGCUGAGGAGGUGGCUAGGAUUGAGCUGCACACCAUUCCAGAGGCCAAGGACGAGUAUGUCGCAACACUACGAGGACUGCUGCAGAAGCCGCGCGAGGCGCCAAAUGAUCAUGUAGAAGACCAAGAAGCAGGGUCGCAUGUACCUCAGAAGCCCAGCGUGUGCCUGCUGCUGAGCUGGAGAGAGCCAUGGAAGUUCUUGGAGCAGCUGAGGCGGUGGAUCCAGGUGCUGGCCAAGGCACUUUUGCCUGAGGGACAGAAGGCAACGGAUCCCAUGGAUGUCGUCAAAGACGCCGACAUCUUCAUCUCAGUUGUCGUCCAGCACACAGAGGCCCAGGAAGACCUGCUGAAGGAAGGCUACAAGGAAGACGACUUCGACUACAUCUCGCAGUGCCUUCGCAGUGCCAUUCUGCCGCUUCACCCACUCAGCGCUUUGGUGUACACCAACACCAACACGCCUCCGCAGCAGCCUGGAAGUGCCCUGAGCGAGCCUCAGAAAGUGCUGUGUACUUCACUCAAUCUGGACUUGGUUGCUCUGAGUCCAAAACAGCAACGGUCGGGAGACACUCCGCAGAAGCAAGAGCUGGGACCCAGGCAUGAUUUCAUGGACCGCAUGGCCAUCGUUAUCCCUGCAGGCUGGGACAGCAUAGCUUUUAUCAGAACAUUGAGCGAGACCUUCUCCCCGGAAGACGUGCUUCAUGGCUGGUACACAGAUCUGCAGCCCAGUCCGGACCCGACACCACAGCCCAGCCGAAAGCAUUCGGACGAUGCUAAAGCGGAAGGUCAAGACUCUGCUCAGUCGAAUGGCGGGGCAGAAGUCUACGAGUCUUCGCCUGUUGACGGCGACGACGAUGAGCUCGCAGAAACACCACUCUCCCCCUCCAAGGCUCCGCAGUCGGCUGUCAAGAAAUAUGAGAGUCGCAUCCUCGAUCCGCAGGCGCACAAGCAGCAGCCACCGCCACGUAUCGAAGUUACCACGAAGCCAGACCAAGAGUUCCUGGCUGAGAUGCGUCAACAUCUACAACAGCUGGAACUAAAGGAUCAAGAACGUGAUAACAAUGGCCGCUCAGCCGGCGUUUCGAACACUGGCCAUUCGACCGGUCGUAACAUUGGCAUGCCUUCUGGUGAGCAGACUGGCGCCUUGAACGAGCUCGGUGACGUUUCCUUCAACGUGGGAGGUGUGAGCUACGAUACCAUCAGCGCUGAGGCAGCCAUUGAGCGACUGAAGCGGCCCGCUCAGACAUUGGGUAGUCCAAUUUCAACUAUACCGAGGACCGGUACCCCCAAGCCGCCUCGAACCAACAGAGAGACAAGCGACGAUGUGCGAGGCUCGGAGACGUUCACGCCUGUCGGCCGUGCACGAGACACAUCUAGCGCCAAGUCGCCUGACUUCGAUCCGAAUAAGCUUAAUGACUUCUUCAAUAGUCUGGCGAAGAAGGCUGGAGGAGGCGCAGGCACCAGGGACAACACUCCAAGCAAGACAGGAUGA
This is a messenger RNA of Fulvia fulva, 1845 nucleotides long. RefSeq lists its product as uncharacterized. The coding region runs from base 1 to 1845 and encodes 614 amino acids. The transcript has a single exon. Gene Ontology annotation, cellular component: cytoplasmic dynein complex; centrosome. Gene Ontology annotation, biological process: microtubule-based movement; microtubule cytoskeleton organization. The record is from RefSeq and is a predicted model, not a curated record. Gene Ontology annotation, molecular function: dynein heavy chain binding. NCBI's taxonomy places the organism in Eukaryota, Fungi, Ascomycota, Dothideomycetes, Mycosphaerellales, Mycosphaerellaceae.